AUGAUCUGUGCGGAGUCAUAUCACCAGCGUAUAUCGUUCGCUAGCGAUCUAGGCCAAUCAGAUACAUCACCUCCUAUGGAACAACAACAACAACAAUCAGGACGCCUGGUUCGAAGAGACACAACACUUUUGGAUUCAUCAAGUCCAGAUUUCGAGUUCCACAUUUCAAGAAACUUUGAUGCCUCACCAGCUGAUGAGAUCUUCGCAGACGGGAUGAUCCUCCCGAUCCUUCCUUUCCAAGUCACUACUGCAUCCGCCAUGCCAAAACGUCUCUACAAGUACGAGCUCCCUCCUAUAGUCUCCGCUCCUUCCUCCUCCUCCUCCUCCUCUUCCUCUCUGUCUCCUCCACCAUUGCUAUUACCCCAACAACACUCGAGCGAGAAAGAAACUCCAGGAAGCAUCGCAAACUCAGAGGCAGAGAAGUCAUCAAAGUCGUUUUGGAGCUUCAAGAGAAGCUCAAGCCUUAACAGCGAUAGGAAGAAGAGUCUGAUCUGCUCCUUUCCUCUUUUGACAAGAAGCAACUCCACAGGGUCAGUGAUGAAUUCGAAGAGGGAAAUGCUUAGGGACAUUAACAAGCAUAGCUCGCAUAGACAUGGAGCCCCACGUCCAGGAGAAGAUACGUCAUCUCAUUUGUCUUCUCCUUCAUCUGUCUGCUGCAGCUCGUAUCAGUUCAGACCACAAAAGCACGCCGGAAAGAAUGGGGGCAGAGGAGGAAGCUCGUAUCCGUUUGGGUUAGGAUCAAUCUUACGAGUAUUGAAAGAUAAGAAGACAAAGAACAAGUAUUAA
Messenger RNA from Eruca vesicaria subsp. sativa (arugula), 786 nucleotides. The record is from the annotation of a GenBank genome assembly. NCBI's taxonomy places the organism in Eukaryota, Viridiplantae, Streptophyta, Magnoliopsida, Brassicales, Brassicaceae.